AAAGGGUCCUUGAAAUUUCGAUGCUAACUUCGCGGCCACAUUCUGAGUGGCUGACGAUAAAACACGCUGUCGCUUCAAAACGAACUCACCUACUUACAUAAAUCUUGUCUCUUCGGUAAUUUAUAGUAUGUCGACUGUUUUUGAUAUGCUAAUUCAAGAUUCUGGGCAACCCACUCGUAUAAAGAUUGUAGAAUACGCAUUCGCUCGGAUCAAUCGGCACGACUCCGCGCGGCGACCUCGUUACAUGGCAACAAUAGCGCAAAGAGUGUACCGGUUCUGGUUCGCUCCUAAAUUCAGGAAUGCCGGCGACAUUCCCAGAGAAGAAUGGUGCGCAAAACGAAAAUCUCUUAAGUGUAUGUCCCAUUCGCGGUGAUCCCGAUUGAGGAACGCGAUAAUCAUUGUCUUUAAAGCCAGCGGCACACGAUGCUCUUUUUUCUGCUGAUUUGCUAGUUGAAUUCGUGUGCUUGCUGCUGUGUUAGCAGCGAUGUUGGCUAUCUUGCUGGCUUGGCUUCACACGAUGCGUUUUCAUCCUACUAAUUACUGAACGCUCACUCAAUUGUUGAGUGUGGUUGAGUGCAGCCAUGGAGCAAAUUAUUGCACAUCGUCGUAGAAAUAUAAUUAUAUUAUUUUUACUUAUUGAAAAUUUAUGACGGAAUCAACAUCGCCGACGUUUGUGGAGUCGACAGUGGCUGCAACGCCGAGAUAUACGUGACAGUGUUCUUACAAUGUUAUUUACAGAAUUUGGACCUGAAGAUCCAAGUUCUUUUAAAAAUUAUACCGAAGAAGAAGUUAUGGAUGAAUUAUUACUUCUCAUUAAUUCAUAUAUUGAAAAGAAAGAUACCGUAAUAAGGAAAGCAAUUUCUUUUCGAAUGAGACUGAGUGCAACCAUCCGAUAUUUAGCAACUGAUAACUCAUUUCAAGAUCUCGCAUAUUCCACAAGAAUUGUUUCAAAUACUCUGUUGCAGAUUAUACCAGAAACAUUGCAAGCUAUCAUUACAGUACUAGAAAAAAAUGUAAUGUCAUUUCCAUUUAAGCCUGAAGAUUGGGAAAUUGUGAUUGACAAAUUUCAAACCAUGUGGCAGUCUUCAUUAGAUAGGAAGCAUAUUCUUUUUCAUCCUCCACGCUGUGAUGGAUCUAAAUUUCGAAACUAUAAGAGAAAGAAUAGUAUCAUUCUUUUAGGAUUAAUAGAUGCAGAAUAUAAAUUUAUUUUUGUAGAUAUUGGUAAAAAUGGUCGUACUCAUGAUUCUAUAGUAUUACGUGAAUGUCCAUUAGGAAUCAAAAUAAAGGAAAAUGCUCUUAAUUUGCCAGAACCAAGAAUUUUGCCUGGUUUUAAUUUAAAAAUGCUAUACGUAUUUAUAGGAGAUGAUGCUUUUUCUUUACAUGUAAAUUUAAUGAAACCGUAUCCAAAACGUGGUUUGACACAAAACAAACGGAGCGACCAAGAGUGGGUGGCCGCUCGGGCGUUGUCGGCUCCUCCUGCGAAGUCGACGGCCUCGGCGGGCUGUCCCGGGGAGGAAGCUGACCCGAAAACGUCUAAAAGCUGCCGCUUGAACCGGCGAGAAGAGCGCCUGGUUCGUUAUCCGGGAAGCCGUUCUUCUGCGUCUGCUCAUGCUGGAGGAGGCACGUAUUCAGGCGGCGGUGUUGAUGGCCGCGAGGUAUGCGGCGACGGAAGUCGCGGUGAGAGCGACUGUCGGGCGGCAGGCAGCGUCGGUCGUCCUGGCGGAGUAGGAGGAUCGUCGCGACUGGUCUCUAGAGAAGACGCACGUCUGCGGAGGUCCGCAUGCUGCACGGCAUCUUCUUGA
Molecule: messenger RNA, 1802 nt
Organism: Pogonomyrmex barbatus (red harvester ant)
Lineage: Eukaryota; Metazoa; Arthropoda; Insecta; Hymenoptera; Formicidae
Source: RefSeq, a predicted model, not a curated record